Messenger RNA from Nomia melanderi (Alkali bee), 2161 nucleotides. RefSeq names its product Lysyl-tRNA synthetase (gene LysRS). Gene Ontology annotation, biological process: lysyl-tRNA aminoacylation. The record is from RefSeq and is a predicted model, not a curated record. Lineage: Eukaryota; Metazoa; Arthropoda; Insecta; Hymenoptera; Halictidae. Gene Ontology annotation, molecular function: ATP binding; tRNA binding; lysine-tRNA ligase activity. Gene Ontology annotation, cellular component: aminoacyl-tRNA synthetase multienzyme complex; cytosol; mitochondrion.
GGUUUGCCAACCAACUCCUAAUAAUCCUUUCUACGGAAGUUUACCAACAUGGCGGACUCAACGGGUAAAACAAUAUCGAAAAAUUUUAACAUAACCUACGUAGGACAAUAACUGAUGUGCUCUCACCAUCCACGUUGUUUCAUGGACAAUUGCCUGCGUUUAUAUAGAUUUCUUCAAAUGUAAAAUAAAAAAUUCUUAUAAAAAUAUGAUUAUAACUAAUUAUAAAUAAUUUAAGUACAUUACUAGCUGACGUAAUAAAAACAUUAUUCUUGAUUAACUAUGCUGCGUAACAUAACCAAAACUGUUGUUGAUGUGGUACAGCCAAUACUCUUAAAAUCAACAAAAUUGCAUCAGAUAAAUGCAGGUCGUUUUUACGUGAAUGAACAAAAAAGGCAAUUAAAGGCGCUACAGAAAUUAAAAGAACAAGCAGAAAAAAAACGAAAUGCAAAUACUGUAGCAGCAACAGAAGGCAAACCUAAAGUUUUGGAAAAUGAUAUUAAGGAAGAAGAAAUUAGCCCACACGAGUACGUUAGACUUAGAGUCAAUGCAAUUAACCAACUUAAAAGUAAUAACGAUGAUCCAUAUCCACACAAAUUUCAUGUAUCAGUAUCACUGGAAACUUUUGUUGAAAAGUUUAGCGAUAACAUAAAGGAAGGAGAAAUAAUAGAAAGUGAAAUACAUAGCAUUGCUGGUCGCGUACAUGCAAUUAGAGAAGCUGGUGCUAAACUUAUUUUCUUUGACCUUAGAGGAGAAGGUGUUAAAGUACAAGUCAUGGCUAAUGCAAAGCAUUAUGCUGAUCGAGACAAAUUUGUAACUGAUAUUUCUAAAAUUAGAAGAGGUGAUAUCAUUGGUAUAAUUGGCAAUCCUGGAAAAACCAAAAAAGGUGAACUUUCCAUAGUGCCAUACACUAUUACACUUUUAAGUCCUUGCCUACACAUGUUACCAAACCUUUACUUUGGAUUGAAAGAUAAGGAGACAAGGUUUCGACAGCGAUAUUUAGAUCUGAUAUUAAAUGAUAAAGUAAGGAAAACAUUCCUUGUGCGAGCAAAAAUUGUUGCAUAUAUUCGUAAAUUUCUUGACGAGCUUGGAUUUUUGGAAGUUGAAACACCAAUGAUGAAUAUGAUUGCUGGUGGAGCUACAGCUAAACCAUUUGUUACACAUCACAAUGAAUUAAAUAUGGAUUUAUAUAUGCGCAUUGCUCCAGAACUAUAUCUUAAGAUGUUAGUUGUUGGUGGAUUGGAUAGAGUGUAUGAAAUUGGAAGACAAUUCAGAAAUGAAGGAAUAGAUUUAACACAUAAUCCAGAAUUUACUACUUGUGAAUUUUAUAUGGCAUAUGCAGAUUAUAAUGAUCUAAUGUCCAUUACAGAAGAUAUGAUAUCUGGGAUAGUAAAAACCAUACAUGGCAGUUAUAAAAUAACAUACCAUCCAGAUGGACGAGAGGGAGAAUCAGUGGAAAUCGAUUUUACUCCACCUUUUAAGCGUAUUUCUAUGAUUAAGACUCUGGAAAAUGCUUUAAAGGUUAAGUUACCUCCUGCAGAAGAAUUGAAUACUCCAGAAGCAAAUCAGAUGCUUAGUGAACUUUGUAACAAACAUGAAAUUGAAUGUCCUGCACCUAGGACAACUGCUAGAUUGUUAGAUAAACUCGUUGGUGAAUUAAUAGAGGAAACUUGUAUCAACCCCACAUUCAUCUUAGAUCAUCCUCAAAUCAUGUCUCCUCUAGCCAAGUGGCAUCGUUCCGAGAAGGGUCUUACAGAACGAUUUGAAUUGUUUAUUAUGAAGAAAGAAAUCUGUAAUGCGUAUACAGAAUUAAAUGACCCUAUAGUGCAAAGAGAAAGAUUUGAACAACAAGCCAAAGAUAAAGCAGCUGGAGAUGAUGAAGCACAAUUAGUUGAUGAAAACUUUUGUACUGCCUUAGAAUAUGGUUUGCCACCAACUGCUGGUUGGGGAAUAGGCAUUGACCGAUUAACUAUGUUCUUGACGGAUUCUAAUAAUAUCAAGGAAGUAUUGCUAUUUCCACAAAUGAAACCAGAUGACCCAAAUAAGAAUAAAGGUAUUCCUGAAGAUGAUAAAACAAAUGAAAAUAACAAAAGUAACAUAGACAAAUAAAACAAGAUCUUAUACUUGUGGUCUAAAUUUAUGUAUGUCUUUUACUAAUGAAUAU